AUGAAGUCGACAAUCGCUGCUCUCGCCACGCUCUUCGCGCUGCGAGCUGUGCACGCCAUCCCUGUCAACGAGACCGUCCUCACUGAGAAAGGGACCUGGUACAUCUACUACUUUGCCGACGGCUGCCCGGCCAGCGACCCAGUAGACAGCGACUACAUCAAUUAUUCCGUCAGCUCUGAGACGGAGUACUGCGAACCGGUCCCAUUCACGCAGCAGAAGAUCCACAACGUCUAUGCUCAAGGCAUUACGGGGCUUUACACCGUGACACUGUUCUCGGACGAGGUCUGCUCGAACUACGACGUUAUUGGUCAGAAUUUCAACGAGGAUGGCUGUUAUGCUGUCCCGGCCGAUACCUCAGUCUUGACCCUUGAUGUUGUUUCCAACAGCUAA
Messenger RNA from Zasmidium cellare ATCC 36951, 390 nucleotides. RefSeq lists its product as uncharacterized. The transcript is spliced from 3 exons. The record is from RefSeq and is a predicted model, not a curated record. Bases 1 to 390 code for a protein of 129 amino acids. NCBI's taxonomy places the organism in Eukaryota, Fungi, Ascomycota, Dothideomycetes, Mycosphaerellales, Mycosphaerellaceae.